CUGAGGGCGGUUGGCGGUCAGUUCGUAAGAUGAGUUGGUUCCCAGACGAAGAUGGGAUACGGCAAACUCUUGAUUUGCUACGUAACUCCCAAUCAACAGACACAAACGUUCAAAGAGCUGUACAUGAGAAAUUGAAUGAGUUGAACAAUGUGCCUGAUUUUAAUAAAUACCUAGCCUAUAUUUUGACGAAUGCAGGUUCGGAAAGUGAUAGCACGCGUUCUCUCAGUGGACUUAUCCUGAAAAAUAAUUUGAAAAGUCAUUUCAGGAAAUGCCCACCGGAACUUAUAAGCUACAUCAAAGAUGGGUGUUUGCGGUGCGUCAGUGACAGCUCACCGAUGAUUAGAUCUAUCGUCGGAAUCCUAAUUACCACUAUCGUAACCAGUGAUGGAAUACAAAACUGGCCGGAGUUGCUUCCAAAGUUGGUGGAAUGUAUUGACUCUCACGAUGUCAAUUUUAUGGAGGGUGCUUUUGGUGCUAUCGAAAAAAUAUGCGAAGAUUCAUCAUCGCAACUGGAAGCUGAUCGUAUCGGUUGUCCAAUAGGACUACUUAUCCCGAAAUUCUUACAAUACUCCAGACAUGACAGUCCUAAAAUCAGGUCGCAUGCUCUUGCAUGCAUCAACCACUUCAUACAUAGUCAGUCCCAGGUUCUCCUACACUUCGUUAAUGAAUUUCUGGAGUGUUUGUUCGCUUUGGCUGAAGAUGACGAUCCGAAUGUUCGACGACAUGUUUGCUCUGCAUUUGUUCAACUUCUGGAAGCUCAUCUGGAUAAAUUACUUCCCAAUUUAUCUGACAUUAUAGAGUUCAUGCUUCUACGCACCCAAGAAACUGACGAGAACAUUUCAAGAGAGGCAUGUGAAUUUUGGCUUUCUCUUUCUGAGCAACCUGUUUGCCACCAAGCUUUGUCGCCGUAUAUUGGGCGACUUAUUCCGAUCUUGGUUUGUGGAAUGAAAUAUUCUGAAAGUGAUAUGGUGCUACUUCGAAAUGACUUAGAAGAAGAUGCUCAUCUCCCGGAUAAGGAGUGUGAUAUUCGUCCCCGGUUUCAUAAGACAAAGAACAAGAUUUUCUCUUCAGAGGAUGAUGACGAAGAUGGAGACGACGAUUAUGUGUCCAACUGGACUCUAAGAAAAUGUUCUGCUGCUGCUCUUGAUGUGUUGGCUAGUGUUUUCCACACAGAAUUUUUACCUAUUUUGUUGCCAAUCACAAAGGAACUUCUGUUUUCCCCUCAGUGGGAACUUAAAGAAUCUGGUAUUCUGGUUCUGGGUGCUAUCGCAGAAGGUUGUAUGAAGGGUAUGAUCCCAUACCUUCCGGAGUUGUGUCCGUUUCUUAUUGGUUGUCUGUCAGAUGAUAGGCCUCUUAUACGUAGUAUAACUUGUUGGACAUUAAGCCGCUAUUCUCACUGGAUCGUUGGACAACCUCAUGAGCAAUACUUCAAACCAUUGAUGGUUGAGCUCCUUAAAAGAAUUUUAGAUUGUAACAAACGUGUUCAAGAGGCGGCCUGCUCUGCUUUCGCUACUCUAGAAGAAGAAGCAUGUACAGAUCUCGUCCCUCAUCUGGAUCUCAUUUUAAGAACUCUCGUGUACGCACUUAAGCAAUACCAACACAAAAACUUGUUUAUUUUGUAUGAUGCUAUAGGUACACUUGCAGAUUCUGUUGGUCAUCAUCUCAAUCAACCGGAUUUUAUAGAGAUGCUUAUGCCGCCACUUUUUGAGAAAUGGAACGCCUUAAGAGACGACGAGAAAGAUUUGUUCCCGCUUUUGGAGUGCUUAUCUAGCAUGGCUACUGCUUUGGGAACAGGUUUCCUACCCUACUGCGCUCCUGUGUUUGGUCGAUGUGUUAAUUUAAUUGAUAGAACAGUACAACUGAGUAAGCUACAUGCUCAACAACCAGAUGUGUAUGAGGCACCAGACAAGGAUUUUAUGGUGAUAUCUCUGGACCUCUUGAGUGGGCUAAUGGAAGGUCUUGGGUCUCAAAUGGAACAUUUGGUAUCGAGUAGCCCCUUAGUUAAGUUGCUCUGUGAAGCGGCUCAAGAUGUCCAACCAGAUGUUCGCCAGAGUAGUUUUGCUCUCUUGGGCGAUUUAACAAAAGCAUGCUUUGCGUACAUUCAACCUCAGAUUAGUCAGUUUAUGACAAUUUUGGCUAAUAAUCUCAGUUCGGAGCAUAUAUCUGUCAGUAACAAUGCCAUCUGGGCUAUCGGAGAAAUUUGUAUUCAGUUAGGUGAAGGGAUGGCACCGUUCGCUUCUUUGUUUAUUCAUCCUUUGAUAGAAAUCAUCAAUCGUCAAAAUACACCAAAAACACUCCAUGAAAAUACUGCGAUAACUAUCGGGCGUCUUGGUUUUGUUUGUCCUGGUGAAUUGGCUCCUCACCUAUGCACGUUUAUUCGUCAGUGGUGUUUAUAUUUGCGCAAUAUAAGGGACAAUGAAGAGAAGGACAGUGCAUUUCGUGGUAUUUGUAAUCUAAUUACACUCAAUCCUGCUGGUGUCUUGAAUGACUUCAUUUUCUUUUGUGACGCUGUAGCUUCUUGGAAUAAUCCCAAAGACGAUUUAAAAAAUAGAUUUAAUGAUAUUUUACACGGAUUCAAAACGCAAGUUGGCGAAGAUGACUGGUGUAAGUUCUGGAGUCAGUGUCCUCCAAUGCUUCGUGAACGCUUAUCUCUUCAGUACAACCUUUGAGAUUUUCGGUUUUUGAGUAAUGCAUGUUUUGAUCCUAAUUUUUGUUCGCGCCUACCCAUUUUCACAUCGAUUCAAUGUUUUUACAAUUGGCCUUCGCGUUUUUUCCUCGAGUAUGGUUAGCUGUCCUACAACUGGCAUCUAGUGUUUUGAUCGACCAAGUUAAUUAAUUCGUAUAAUGUGUUGGUGGCAUUAUGAAAUAUCGACCACCGUUUUAAAGCACUUCCUCAAUAUAUUAUUCAAAGUACCAGAGAUCUCCUCCGUGGCGUUCUAAACUAAUGCAAGGAAAUAAUUAUAAUGUUAUUUAAAAAUUAGUGGUAUGUUUACAGUAUUUUGAUAUGCCUUUCCGUUUGGUUAUCAUAAUAUGCAUUUAUUUUUCUAGGUAAAAUGAGAACAGAUGUCGAUCCAGCUAUUUCCCAGUUUGUAUGUUUCACAGUUAAUUUAAUCACUGCCGUGUAUAUCGCCAUCCAUUGGGAAUAUCGCUGUCAAUUCUCUAUUGUCUUCGUUUUUCAUUUGCACAUGUUUUUCUGAGUUUUUUUUUGACAUUUGACAUGUUUUUGGUAUGUCAAGGUAUGUUUGGACACAACAUAUUUUAUCUUUUAUUUUGAGGUAUUUCUAGAGUUUUCCUUACUAAACUACCUUAUUUUUAACUUCAAGUCUACUUAUCUUCCUUUUUGUCUUAUAAUUCUUCACUUUUCACUUCUGGGAAUUCUUGUUUGGGUGUUCAGAUAGGGCUAUGACUCGGGGAUAAUUAGGUUUAGUUGGAAUAGGGCAAUUAAGGGUUCUAAUAAUCAAGUAGAUAAAUAAUUAAGGCCUUUCUUAGGGGUUAAUAAAAAAAUGUAAGGGAAUCAGGGAUUAGGGUAUUUUCUCCCAACCGGUAGCUGGUUCGGAGUUAUCAUCUCUACUAAAUAUAGGUAGUAGAAUAAGGGAAAAACAUUCGCACACCACAUACUGUUGUAUUUCUCUCGACUUUGUAUUUAAUUAAGCGUUUUGUUAUACUUUAUUCUUUUUUACAUGACUGUACCAUUUACUUUGUAAUCUUCAUAAUUGUAUACUUCUUGUAAUAACAGUACUUAGUAUUCUAAACUUUUAGAAGUUGCCUCACAAUGUUACUCCAUAUGUAAUCACAUGCCAAAAACUUGAUUUCUUUAAUUGUUUUACCAAUCACGUGUCUUUUCAAUAUUGAGACGGUUUUAAACUUCGUGUUGCUCCCUUUAAUCAAAACUAUCAUGCUGUUUAGACGAAGUAAACACUCCAUAAAGUUGUGAUUCUUAAUAUAUAUAUUGUUUCAUCGGUUACGACGGUUACAAAAUA
Messenger RNA from Schistosoma turkestanicum, 3980 nucleotides. NCBI's taxonomy places the organism in Eukaryota, Metazoa, Platyhelminthes, Trematoda, Strigeidida, Schistosomatidae. The record is from the annotation of a GenBank genome assembly.